GUGAUUGUUGUUGGGUUUGGGGUUGGGGUGAUGGUUGUUUGGCUGGUUGUUCGGCUGGUUGUUGGGGUUGUUGGGGUGUUGGUGAUUGUUGUUGGGUUUGGGGUUGGGGUGCUUGGGGUUGGGGUGAUGGUGCUGCUGGUUGUGCUGGUGCUGCUGGUUGUUUGGGUGGUGCUGGUGGUUGUCCAGUUUGUUGGGGUGGUUGUUGGGAUGAUGUUUGGGUUGAUGAUUUUGGGGGUUCUUGGGGUGGUGGUUCUUGGGAUGUUUGGGUUUGUUGUGUAGUGAUUUUCGAUUUAGAAAGAGUAGAUGAGAAGGCAGGUGAAAAGCUAAA
This is a messenger RNA of Racocetra fulgida, 328 nucleotides long. The record is from the annotation of a GenBank genome assembly. Lineage: Eukaryota; Fungi; Glomeromycota; Glomeromycetes; Diversisporales; Gigasporaceae.